UGAGUAGGUGGCAGAGCUCUGGUGCACUCCUGACCCCAGCCCCUGAGCUGGUAACAAGUUUAUAUUAUCUUCCUCCUUUCAUUUCUCUUCCACAGUUCUGUUCCAGUUAAUUUUGUGAGGUCACAGAACCAUUUACAAAACAUAGGGUAAGGAUAUUUCUAUUUUUAUGUUACCUUCAGGAAGGCAAAGUAGCCAACAGCCAAAUUAUCUGUACAAGCCCUGGGCUGUGAGCUGUGACCCUGGAUAUCAGGUAAAACUGCUCAGCUGAAAAAGAGGCAGCUCAGAAGAAGUUACACCAUGAAGUUGCGCCACAUCUUCAGCCAUGCAGAAAGGAAGUCAUGGUCAGCAGGCAGAAAAACAGCUAAAAGCUCUUUAUAUGUGCACAUGUAUAGGAAGGGAAUGAAAGGAAUUAAAGAAAAAGAUUGGGAAUUAUGCACGUUAUGGGUUUUUUAAACAACAGUAUUUUGGGGAAAUCUCCACCUUAAACCAUCACAUUAUGUCAGAAAUAAAGUCCAAACCAUCCUGCAGCCUUGAUAGUCUGAGGCUAACCAAGCUUCCAAGAAAAUGAGGGAAAAUUACUCCCUUCCAGUAACUUACACUGGCAGAGUGCUCGGUUUUCCUUCAGCGAGCACUUAUUGGGAGGUUGCUUCUGUAUUUUACAGUGACCGUGGAGAGGAGCAGGAGCAGCCGGAGGGAAGGGCUCCAUCCCCUCCCGCAGCCCCUGCGCCCAGCGGGGACAGAAAUCCUUGGUCUCCAACCCAGGGCACCAAAGGACGUCAUCGCCUUCCCAAGAGGCUCUAACGUCAUUAACUGCACACGUUUGGUGUGGAGAAGAGAAAGAAAAUACAGGAUUUCCUGCUCUGCAGCCAGCGGACCGGGCUGCAGAUGCCGGCAGGAUUCCAGAGCUCCGAGAACAUGUGGAAGUUAAGCGAGGAGGAGUUGGGAUUGCUGAGAAAAGCAGAAGGGAAGAAAAGCAGAGCGCUGGCUGCUCCUGCUCCCUAGCACGGCUAUGACCCCCCCACAGCAUGGGCAGCACAGAAAGAACCCCUCCCCCUGCUGUGACCACCCCAUGAGUGAAGAGACCCGGCCAGGAUGGAGAGCAAUGUAUCCUCCGAGAACUGUUCUGACCCCCAGAUGUCCUUCCAGUCCACCCUCUACGCCACCACCUACACCCUCAUCUUCAUCCCAGGGCUCCUGGCCAACAGCGCUGCCCUGUGGGUCCUGUGCCGCUUCCUCAGCAGGAAGAGCAAAGCCGUCAUCUUCAUGAUCAACCUGGCCGUGGCCGACCUGGCCCACGUCCUCUCGCUGCCCCUGCGCACCUACUACUACAUCAACCACACCUGGCCCUUCGGGAGCUUCCUGUGCCAGGUGUGCUUCUACCUGAAGUACCUCAACAUGUACGCCAGCAUCUGCUUCCUCAGCUGCAUCAGCAUCCAGCGGUACCUGUUCCUGCUGCACCCCUUCCGCGCCAAGGGCUGGAAGCGCCGCUACGACGUGGCCAUCAGCGCCCUGGUCUGGCUCUUGGUGGGGGCUGCCUGCCUGCCCCUCAUCAUCGUCAGGAGCCCAGCCCUGUCCAACUCCAUCAACAGCUGCUUCUCGGACCUGGGCGUGAAGCAGCUCAGCCCGGGGGCCGCCAUCGCGCUGGUGACGGUGGCGGAGCUGUUCGGCUUCGUCAUCCCCUUCGGCACCAUCGCCUGGUGCACGUGGAGGAUGUGGCACUCCCUGCGGGAGGGCCCCACGGCGCUGCAGGAUGCCGGCGAGAAGCGGAAGGCCCUGAGGAUGGUCCUCAUGUGCGCCGCCGUCUUCUUCAUCUGCUUCACGCCCUACCACAUCAACUUCCCCUUCUUCAUGAUGGUGAUCGAGAACGUCAUCCGGGACUGCGCCGUGCACCGGAGCACGCUGCGCUUCCACCCCAUCUCCCUGUGCCUGGCCAGCCUCAACUGCUGCCUGGACCCCGUCCUCUACUACUUCAUGACCUCCGAGUUCCAGGCGCAGCUGCUGCGCCACGGCUGCGUGGCCCUGAGAGCGCGGCUCCCGCCCCGCCGCAGCAGCGCCUCCGGCACCGACACUGCCCACGACAUCCGCCUCAGGAAGAGGAAUCUCCCUCGCCUCAAGUUCUGGUCUCUUCCCAAGUUCUUUGGCCAAAUAAACAGCAUGGACAUCCCCAGUGUGCCACCUGAUGAGCUGCUGCUGGAGUCCAUCUCGUGAGAGCCCCGUCCACAAAGGGCUUCUGAGAGCUGCGGUGAGGAUUGCUCUGCUCUCCAAAUCCGUCCAGAAUUGUCGCUGUGUGCCGCAGAUGCCAGGACCUGAUCCAUGAGGACGUUGUCAUGCCAAAAGAUUUGCUGGUUGUGCUGUUGCUGCUGGGGACUGCUGUCUUCCAUCUCUUCAAAAGCCAUUGUUGAUGCCAAAGUUUCCCCUGUGCUGAACUGCAGUGGGUUCAGGUGCCUCAUUUCAGGUGUUUCUCUGCUUCUGCGUAUUUGUCAUUUUUGGGAAUCCCUCUGAACCCCGAGCUGUGAGUGAGAGGCUCAGCCUUGGUACAGCUCUGGGGAUUUCAGCCCUGAUCCUGGGUACCUACAGCCACCAUCACCAGGAGCAUCCACCAUGCUCACACGUGGCUCUGCAUCAGGACAGCUCAUUAUGUCCCUGUAAACCAAAACUUUUCCACUACAAAAAUCCAUCACCUGGGUCCAAUGCAGCCUAAUCUGGACUGCAAGACUGUAACCAAACAAAGAGUAUUAACCUAUAUCACAUCAGUGUUGUAAGGGAGGGCUCAAACAAACUGGGCUCAGCUCACGCUGCUGGAAAAGGCACCAAGAGCUGAGCAGAAGGAUCCACCUGGCUCCUGGGAGCUGCAGGUGCUUGGCUGAUUAUGGGGGAUCAAUAUUUGGAAGACCAAUUACAAUAGAUAUGCCACAGGCAAGAGGGAGAUGUGACACCUCCCAGGGCACAUUAAGUCACAGAGCUCUGGUGUGAGCUGCAAAAACAGGGACCUGUCAUUGGUGUCUCUUGUGUUGUUCUUGGGAGUCUUGUGUUGUCAUGUUGUUGAUGUGCGUGGUUGCACAUGAAGAUGUUAUCCAAAAUUUCAGUUUUGCUUUGAACACCAAAAACCAUCCCAACCUCCACUGGGUACUGAGAAAAUUUACAAAACUGACUCCAGUACACCCUGAAAGCUUCAAACUCUGAGGAAAUAAAAUUAUCCUAAUGUGUA
Molecule: messenger RNA, 3208 nt
Organism: Taeniopygia guttata (zebra finch)
Lineage: Eukaryota; Metazoa; Chordata; Aves; Passeriformes; Estrildidae
Product: putative P2Y purinoceptor 10
Biological process (GO): positive regulation of Rho protein signal transduction; phospholipase C-activating G protein-coupled receptor signaling pathway
Cellular component (GO): plasma membrane
Molecular function (GO): G protein-coupled receptor activity
Source: RefSeq, a predicted model, not a curated record